Molecule: messenger RNA, 1276 nt
Organism: Clunio marinus
Lineage: Eukaryota; Metazoa; Arthropoda; Insecta; Diptera; Chironomidae
Source: the annotation of a GenBank genome assembly
GGUAACUUAGAAAACUCAAUCACUUACGAUGUUAAAUCGAAAUAAUUAAAGUCAGAUUGAAAUAAUAGCGCUAUUGACUACUAAUUUUGAUAAAAAUAGCUUUUCCACCAAUUACAUACUUUAUCAACCCAAAUCAAAAAAUCAUCCCUUGCACGCAAAUAACAGAAAAAAAAUAAAGUUUGAUCGAUAAAAAAAGACCCGAAAAAAUAUCUUUUGCGACUCAUCAUUCACUUUUAGAUUACAACCCGUGAGAUCAUUAUCAAAUCAUUACAAGAUGGAAUGUCCCGCGACGUCAGACAUUGUACUUCUCCAUGGAAAUUCGCAUCCAGAACUGGCCAAUCUAAUUGGAAGUCGCUUGAACAUAAAGUCUGGAGGUUGUUCAGUGUAUCAUAAAACAAAUCGUGAGACAAUGGUUGACAUCGGAGAUUCAGUACGUGGUAAAGACUGUUAUAUCAUUCAGACCGGAACAAAAGAUUGCAACAACAAUAUUAUGGAACUUUUGAUAAUGGCUUAUGCAUGUAAAACUUCAAGUGCCAAGUCAAUCGUUGCUGUGAUUCCAUAUCUGCCCUACUCAAAGCAAUGCAAAAUGAGGAAACGAGGAUCAAUUGUGACAAAGCUACUUGCUAAAAUGAUGUGCAAUGCUGGCUUAACUCACGUCAUCACAAUGGACUUACAUCAGAAGGAAAUUCAGGGAUUCUUUGAUUGCCCUGUGGACAAUUUAAGGGCUUCACCUUUUUUGUUGCAAUACAUUCAAGAAAGCAUCCCAGAUUAUCGCAAUGCCGUGAUUGUAGCAAGAAAUCCUGGAUCGGCUAAGAAAGCGACUUCAUAUGCUGAAAGAUUACGUUUGGGUAUUGCAGUGAUUCAUGGAGAACAGAAAAUUUCGGAGACUGAUGAAGUUGAUGGUCGUAAUUCACCACCAAAUGCUCCAAAAACUCGAAUGAAUGUUGGAGGAAGAAUCGCAGUUAUUGUCGACGAUCUCAUUGAUGAAGUCGAAUCAUUUGUUUCAGCUGCUGAAGUUUUGAAGGAACGCGGAGCUUAUAAAAUUUAUGUAUUGGCUACUCACGGGCUUUUAUCAUCAGAUGCUCCUCGUUUAAUUGAAGAUUCGCCUAUUGAUGAGGUUGUCGUGACUAACACUAUUCCACAUGAGAUCCAAAAGAUGCAGUGCCAUAAAAUCAAGACCGUUGAUAUUUCAAUUUUAUUAUCAGAAGCAAUCAGAAGAAUUCACAACAAGGAAUCGAUGAGUCACUUAUUUAAAAACGUCACAUUGGAAGAUUAA